GAGUGUGACACGCAUGAUGGUAAGACCCAACAACUAGCUUGGCUUGCGCCUCGUUUCAUUUUCCUCACCCCUUUAUAAAAUGUUGCAAUUCCCAACCUGUUCCUUAAUCAUUCAAUUCAUUUCAAUAUCUUCCCAUCCUUCCAUUUUUCUAUCUCUUCUCCUCUGUUGUCUAUUCCUUUUCCCCAGAAAUUUGGGUAACCUCCAAAUAUCACAAAGCUCAAAUCUUUAUGGCUUCGUAUGAACAACAAGGAAGGCCACUACCCAAGUUCGGGGAAUGGGAUGUGAAUGAUCCUGCUUCAGCUGAAGGAUUCACUGUUAUAUUCAACAAGGCCAGAGAUGAGAAAAAAACUGGUGGAGGAGCAUCGCAGCGUAUUACAUCACAGCGAAGAAAUGGUUCCCGCAAGGAUGACGAUAAAUCUGGCAAGAAAAAGUGGCUUUGCUUUAAACCUUAGACAUAAAUAAGGUUGUUUUAUCUGCUGCUUGGGAUGAUUAUCAUGAUUCUCCACUUUUCUUCUAAGGCUAAUUUGUCGCCAGACCACGGAUUAGAGAAAAAG
Messenger RNA from Abrus precatorius (Indian licorice), 554 nucleotides. RefSeq names its product protein NOI4-like. The transcript is spliced from 3 exons. The record is from RefSeq and is a predicted model, not a curated record. Lineage: Eukaryota; Viridiplantae; Streptophyta; Magnoliopsida; Fabales; Fabaceae. Bases 228 to 452 code for a protein of 74 amino acids.